This is a messenger RNA of Suillus paluster, 1013 nucleotides long. RefSeq lists its product as uncharacterized. The record is from RefSeq and is a predicted model, not a curated record. The coding region runs from base 354 to 1013 and encodes 219 amino acids. NCBI's taxonomy places the organism in Eukaryota, Fungi, Basidiomycota, Agaricomycetes, Boletales, Suillaceae. The transcript is spliced from 7 exons.
GGCUGGGGUACUAGGUGAGCUAAUGAUACCGAGGGCGGUCAUAUGCGGGGAACACAGUGAGUUAUAUUUAUGUGUAUAUCGACCGACUGAGAAAAUUGCGUCGUGCGUCGUGCGAGCCUCAGCGCUAGCGCUCAGAUGCAGUGAGGCAGUGAUAACCAGCCUGUGGAUACUAGCAUUUGCCCAUAUGCAUAAUAUUUUGGAUGAUAUGACUGCUGUGUAUAAACGGUGCUCAUCCUUCGCGGCCACGUCUAUGAUAACAAGACCAGGGAAAAUCACACGUCCAACAACUUGAAGAGAAAGGCCAAGAUGACUCCCCUCGAACAACCGCCGGAGGUGCAACGGGAGCUCCGGCGAUGAAAGCGAUACCAUCGAUUAUCCCCCACGAAAACGCUUCAGACGCAGGUCUGAACAUCCACAAGCUCUCAAUCUACAGUUCUUUGUCGCCAUCUCAGGAAUCUGCUGCAAGCUUGAGCGAUGAUGAACUGCCACACGUACCUCGCAGGUCACUGCAACUUCAAGGGAAGUCUGUGCGCAUUCGUGCAAAAACGUACUCAAAUCGAGUAAUAAUUCAUGCGGGAGGUUUUCUAAUGUUAUUGAAAAGUCUGGUUGAGGCAGCAGGGAAAUUUGUACAGAAGCAGAAAUAUGACCCACUGUCGCGACAUGCUCAGUCUGCCAAGCACAUCGGGAGAGUAUUAAUAGCAGUACGGGAGGUCGUAACGAGGCUAUUGGUACAAGGCACAAAGGAAAUUUGGGAAGCAUCAGCAGUUCUAUCAGAUUCGUUGCGCAUGAACGGACUCCAGGUAAUAGAGAUGCACCUUGUAGACGAUGCAGAGAAUACCGUCCACGUCUUAAUCGUGGUUGAAUGUGCAUGCAUGCAGAAGGCAAAGGUGGAAUAUGCAACCUGGCGCUCUUGUGGUAUAUGGUCGGGGAGAGGGGGGUCCUGGCAAUGGAUAGUAAUGAGGAAGGGUCGUCCUAGAAUAGUUAAAGGCAAGGGCUCGGUGUACGGUCGGUGA